Messenger RNA from Stegodyphus dumicola, 9379 nucleotides. RefSeq names its product neural cell adhesion molecule L1. NCBI's taxonomy places the organism in Eukaryota, Metazoa, Arthropoda, Arachnida, Araneae, Eresidae. Gene Ontology annotation, biological process: cell-cell adhesion. Gene Ontology annotation, molecular function: protein binding. The record is from RefSeq and is a predicted model, not a curated record.
UGGUAAUAAUUGAUGGCAUGAGAAAUGGUGGCAACAAUAUCUGAAAUUUGUAAACAAUGUUCUCGUCGUUUUGCAUCAGCCGUAACUCGUAUUACUGUUUAUUAUUGAUUUCUGUUAUUGGUGUUAAUUUCUGUAAUGUUUCAUUGGCUUAUUUAAAAGUGAUAGCUCCAUUAUCUCCUGUGACCGAAGCUGAUCUUGGAUCACAGCUGCUUUUGUCCUGCAAUGUUAGUGGUGAACCUCCACCUUAUUUCAUUUGGUUGAAAGAAGGACGUUCCCUGCCUAUGAAUUUGAGUUGGGAACCGCCGUAUAAUGACCGACAGGUUUUAAUCUCAUACUCGGUCCUUUCCAUUGAUGCUGGAAAUUACACCUGUUUAUCUAGCAAUCUGUAUGAUUUUAAAAAGCAGAAUACACAACUUAGAAUAAAAACUCCCCCAGGUAAAUUACAAAAUGUUAGUGUACAUCCAUCUACUGUAGUAGCUACAGUCCGGUGGCACGUAGAUAACGAUGGUGGUUAUCCGAUUACUAACUUUACUCUAUUGUAUCGACCAACUAAUGCUAGUUCAUCGGAGAAGUGGCAUGUACCUCAACCUGUGCAUGUCAGCCCUUCUGCAAGACAGUUCUUUAUUUAUCAGUUAAAACCAGGUACAGAUUAUACUUUUAGAAUGUGGGCGACCAACAAACUCGGUCCUGGAGAACCAGUGUCUGUCCGUGCUUCAACUGCCAAACCCAUUGAACCUCCAGAAGUAUUAGAGAAGAUGCUGGAAGAUGCUGAAGACUUUAGUUCCACAGCUUGGUUAGUUGCAAUAUGCAUGGUGGCUGCAACUGUACUUACACUUUCAUUCUUGAGUUGUGCACUCAUUUAUCGAGAACAUCGGAAUGAAACUCCAGAAGAAUCCUUACCCCGAAUAAUUGCUAAUCCAGGGUUUGAAAUUGAUCUGGAGCAAAGUUACCUGUUGGAUCAUGCAGAUUACAAUGAUAAUACAGAGCGAACUGUGAGAAUAAACAACAACACAGUGAUUCAGCCGUCCAGGGUAUAAUCUUUAAGUCAACUCAUGCUUGUCGUGCAUCCUGUGUAGUUUUGAGAGCUUUAGCAAAUGGAGUAAUGUUGAUCACCUUCUAUGUAUGAUGUAUUCUUGUAUAUUUAUGGUUGCACGUAUUUCUAGUUUCUUUUGCAUUACUUGUUUACCCCCCUUUUUUUAAAGAAAUCUUGUUACCCAAAAAGGAAAAUAUAUUAUUGUUUUACCUCACCUCAUUUUUGUGCAAAUGGGGUGCUAUUAAAAUAGUUUAAAAGCUCAAAAAUGAAGUAUAUGCAUUGUAUGAGAGCAACAUAAUUUUUUUUAUGGUUCUGAUACGAGGUCUUUUUGUAUGGCUGUAUAAAUGUAUUACAGCAUCUUACUUAUGGACUUGUUUCUUAUUCUGUAAUAUUGCAAUAAAUGUUCUUUUAGCAAUAAUCAACAUUUUUUUAUUACCUACCAUAUAUUUAAUGCUUUUAUGGUAUUUAUGAUCAUGUAUUAAAUAUGAAACUAGAUCUUUGUUAUCCAUUCAGUUAAAUGGAUGGAAUUUUCAUAAGAAUGUGUAGAUAUAAUUGUAAAUAACCUUCCAAAAUUUAGAAUAAUCCUUUUGACUAUAUGUAGAUAUUUACUUCAGUGUUAUUUGUGAACCUCAGUGUGAUUCGUUUUUCAUAUUAUCUAGAUUAAUAACUAUGUGUUUUUUGUCAUAUUUUGCAUGAUAAUUUUCAUUUGAAUAGAGAAGAUCAUAGUUGAAUAUAUUGAAAGUGUGAAGAGAAUCUGUAGUGAUUUAAGUAUGAGCAAAAAUUAAUAUAUAUAUAUAUAUAUAUAUAUAUGGUAUGAACAUAUCUACAGCAGGAGCUUUUUUAACCAACACCUCAUCUCCUUAUUAAGCGAGGCAUUUCAAAGUUUGAGUGAUAAAUCAGAUUCAGUCAUGAUGAGGUAUGUAAUUUAAUAUUUUUUUUUUGGUAUUACAGUCAUUAAAUGAUUAUUAGGUGGUAACACUCUUUCAACUGAUGUGUAAUUCAUAGUAAUGUUAUUCUCAGUAUUCAGAGCUUUUUUAAAUAAUGAAUUUUUGAUUAAUAAAAUAAGAUAUUGUGAUUGUUAACAUGUUUGUAGAUUAAUAGAACUCGUUAUUUCAUUAAUUUUUUGCUUUAUAAUAAAAUUUUAAGAAAUAAAUACCCUAUCUCCUCGCAUAUUCCCCCCCAUUUUUUAGCAAUUUUAUCAUCUUAAAAUCGGGGGGGGGGGAUUGUACAAUUAGUUUAAUUUCUGAAGAACGAGUUUACAGUAAUAGAAAUUGUCAUGAAAUUUGAAACAUUGUCAUGAACUACUAGUAACUAUCACAAUACUAUUUUUAAAAAAUAUAAAUAACCUACAUUCCAGUAAUAAUAAAUAAUAAAUAAAAAUAAUAAAUAACCUACAUUCCAGUAAUAAUACUUAUUAAUAUCAACAUUGCAAUAUUGAUGGGUAUUGAACAUUGCAGUAUUCUGAUGGGUAUUGAACUGAUGUCUAACAGUAAUUGAGCUGGACACAUUAUGCUGUCUCAGUUACUCUGUAAAGCCCCAGGUGCACCUCAUGUGAAUGAGUCUUGAAUUUUCAAAUAGGACAUUGGAGGCAUGAACAAUAAAGGGGGUGAACAAAAGAGCGGGGUUUCAAAAUAUGGAACAUAUCAGCAGUAGAUAAAGCUGCAGUGAGCUGGGGAAUGUAAACAAUAGAAGUAAGGGGAAAUUGUAUGUUUGGAAAGUUUCUCAAGUAUGAGAAUACCUGUCAUGUCCAAAUAGCUUCAUGAAGAAUAUACACAAAAUAUGUUUAAAAUAAUAAAUGCAAGGGAAAGUAAAAUGGAUGAAAUGCUAAUACAAAAAUGCAAAAGCAAAUUGAAUACCUUGAAUAAAAAUAAAAAUUAUCAAUGGAAUAAAAUAUCAUUUGCCAGUACACUAGCCCUCACAGGUUAAAAACUAUGUACAAUAGAGGAAGGGGGAAUUAUUUGAGUAUUUUUAAAAUUUUCAGAGCCUAGCAGUAACUAGGGGAACAAAUAUGCGAGGAAGUAUGGUAAUUUCAAAUUAAAGGAUUGUUAGUUUGCCAAAUUUGCUGAGCAUCAAAGUCAUAUGCAUAAUAAGUCAUAUGCUACAUGUAAAUAUUACUAUGUUAUAUGCAUAAUAAGUUUUAAAAAGGUGAAGCUUCAUAGGCAGUUAUUGAUGGAUAGUGAUUGAUUUUACAUAAAAGUGUAUAAACCUUAACAGGAUAUACAUUCAUUUUACUCAUUUACUUUUCCAUGCUAGAAUCUUGUAAUUUGUGUUUGUUCUUGUAAUUAUUAUGAGCAGAUUAUUGCAUAAAUAAAGCUGAUAUGCAUUGUGUAAGAAGAUACUAAUACUGGCAAUUUUCUGAUGUAUAUUUGUGUGCAGUUGUCCAUAAUAUUUGAGACUUCGAUCUGAUUGACAAAUUUUAUGUAUGGGAAAAAAUUUAAUUUUUAGCAAAAUUAAUAUCCUCUUUAUAUGUAUUUUAAUAUAAUUGAAACUGCAUAUGAAAGAGCUUGAUACUUCAGGUCUGCAUAAGUAAUUUUGAAAGAUCUGUUGAAUAAUGGUAUAACUUGUAGUUAAUUUAUUUGUCUUGAGUAAUACAUUUGAAACAUGAAUUUCAUAAAAAUCAGAAUUAAGUGGUAGUUACUAUUAGGUAAGUACUUUCUCCCUAAAAUUCAAAUAAUUAAUGAAGUUUAUAGUUUCUAGUGUUUUUUACGAAAGGUAUUUCAAAAAUACAUUAAUUUCAGUUUAUUCAAAAUUUAACUACUGAGUACAGUAUAAAACCUUGGAAUUAUGAAUUUAUCUUUUUAAAACAUUGAAAAUUGUCCGAAUUAUUCCACCCAAUGCAUGAACAAUCAUUUGAUAAAUGUCUGAGAGGUAAAUUUUAAAUUAAUACUUUACUUUAUGAGUUCCUGCUUUUCAAUGAAUUAAUUCAUGAAAGACAGGUAUCUUUGUAGCUAUAAAAAUAUGUGCUUUAAUUAUUUCAUAUAAUUGUAUUUAAUAUUUUUUAUGGAUAUGGUAAUAUAAACCAACUUAUAAUUACAAAUUUAUUUUUUGCAUUUAUUUUAUUCAUCUAAUGUACUUGUGUUCUGUUUUAUAUAUUUUCUAUAUUAUACAAUUUUAAAAUUUUUAGAAGUUGAAUUGCCUUUUCUUUCAAACUAAUAAAAAAUAUUGAUUUUCAAAAUAUUAUAAAAAAUUUUUGUGUAUGUGAAACGAAAGGCAAAUGUGAGUUUUAUAAACAUGUUAUUGUUGUGAAUAUCAGUUGUGUGUGUGAAGAUGUAUUUGCAUUUUUGUGUGUCUGAAUUCUGGAAUGUCUUCUUGCCAAAUAUUUAAAUUGGGACCUACUUGUAUAUUGUUGAGAUGCCAAAUAAUCCACCAUUAUUAUCUUUUCUGUAAGUAAUUUAAUUUUUGAAUAAUCUAAAAAUUUCUAAUAAAUUUGAAAAAUGAAAUAAUGGAGUUUUAUUUCUUAAUGGACCAUUGUUAGCUUCUCCAGGGAUUUGAAAAAUGUUAUUUGUCAAGCUGAUUUGUGCAUUAUUAAGGUGUCAGUCAUCAGUUAAAACAAUAUUCUUGCGAAAAAUUUAUUUUCUUUACAUAAAUGAAGAAUAUUGUGAUUGUAAUGCAAGUAUAAGGUUAGAGUCCAAUACCCUUUCUUUGGCAUUAAAUCCAAUAAUAAUAGUCAUAUCAUUUUAUUAAAAUAAUUGAAAUAAGAAAACACUGUUUAAAUAUAUCAUUUCAUUUAUAUUAUUCUGUGAUCUUUUAGGAGGAUUCAUGCUAACCUGCUAAUUUAUGAUAAUUUCACCCUAAUAAUAAAGUACAUAUCAUUCUCAUUUCAUUGAAAAUGGACAUGAUCUUUAGUUAUCACAUUUUGUUCUAUUAGUUAACUAUUUGUUAUUAUGAAUAAUAGUGUGAUUAAAUGUGUUUUUUUUUAUUUUUAUUUUAUUUUUUUUUUGGGGGGGUCUCUGUGCUAAAUUUGCAUUUCUUUUGAAUGUGAUACUGCUUUUAAAACAAGGUUAAAAAAAGUGCAAAAAAUGUCUACUCUACAACAUUUUCCAUUUGUGAUUCUGAAACAUCAGAAAAAUCAUUAGUGAGCAUCAUUUUUAUGAAAAUCAUUAUUGAGCAUCAUUUUUAUAAUCACAGAUUUCCAUUUGUGAGGAAAUUAGAUGAAAACAAUGUAAAAUGAUUAAACAUUUCCAGCUUUUCUGAAAAUGAUACUAUUAUAUUCAUUGAUUUCUGUCUAAUCAAUAUAAAUUUAUCCAUCAUUUAAGCUCCUUAAAUAUCUUAUAAUGUUACUAGAUAACUCUGUGUAAAUUUACUGUAUAUUCUGACGUAUAGCGUACAGUUUUAAUAUAAAAAAUAAGAACAAAAUUUACAGAUGCGUGUUAUACGCUCUGUAUAAAAAUGAUAGAUUAAAUAUAAGGAAAAAAAUAAGCAUACAGAAAUUCGAUUUUUACAUUUAUCUAAGUGCUGUUUAUUUAAAAGAAAUGACAUACCUUAUGAACUUAAAAUUUUUCAUUUUCAGAUGACAUGAAAAGUUCGUCUUCCAUUAGAUUUUCAUGCACAUCAUCAAAUUCUUUUUCAUCUUCACUACCAUGAUUACUCUGAUCCAUAAAUAAAUAAUCUUCACCUGUUCCAUCUUUCACCAACACAAAAUAUCCUUCCUGCAGCAGUAUUUCCUUUUCUUUCGCAAACUGAUUGACUUUGCAUUUGAAACCAGCACUGCUGUUUCUUUUGGAGGAGCCAUAUUUACUACUAAAAGGAGCACUAGAUCAAUUGUAUUUCAACUAAAGCAAAUGUGAUUUACUGAAGAUAUUCACUUCAAAAUCAUGGCUUCAAAUGACUAUAGAAACAGACCCGACUCUUAAUUCCGUGAAUUCGUUCAGUUCAGAAGGGUAUUAUUAUUACUCAAAGUUCUGUCCCCAUUUUCCCCAAACCCUAGAAUAACAUUCGUAUGCACAUUUGCAUUAAAUACAGCCCAACUCCUUUGCAGAAUUAUUUACUCCCUCAAACAUUCCCCCCUACACAAGUAUUGUUUCCCUUACCAUUUGCCAAACACCUGGGAAACGUUUUUGAAUGAAUGACUUCAAAAGAUAAGGGCAUCGCACAUGUAUCUUUCAGGUUUCUUCAUAAAGAGAAGGAUGCACAUUAUAUGGUGAGUAUACCUAAACAUUAAUAAAUGUUGUGUGAAAUUAUAGGUAAUAUAUGAUAUAUAUAUAUUAUAGGUAAUAUAUGGCCAGAAUAUACGAUAAUUGUUAGUUAAAACUAAACUAAACUUAGUGGCGCAGCACCCCUAAUGGGCCAAGGGCGGUAGUGCCCCAAAUCUGCUUUCUUGACCCUGGGCCCCGAGGUGCAUAAGCAUAUGCCCUGAACAAGUGGUCAGCUUGUCGCAGGACCUCCAGUGUUUAGUCCCCAAGCGAACUUGGUACUCAUUUUAUCAACCCAAGGGAUGAACGGCUGAGUCGACCUUACCCAGCCCAGGGAUUGUGGUGCUGCUGUACGAUGCGCUAGCCACUGCGCCACCGGGCCUCAAUUGUCAGUUAAGCUUCUUAAAUAUCUUGUAGUAUGCAAUCCUAACUCAGCGUAUAAAAUCUCAACAUAUAAUUGAGAAGGGUGAAAGACAUAUGAUCUUAAAAUAGUUGUAGAUAUGUAUUUGACCAUAGAUGUAGAGUUCAGUAAGUUAAAAUCUUAUUAAAUACUGUAUGUUGUUUAAGAAUUUGUAUUUUUUAAGAAAUUGUGAAUAUAUUUGUUUAUGAAUAUGUAAUGUAACCUCAGCUCACAUUCUUGAUUUCUUUUAUUUUAUCUCCAUCCAUGUAAUUAAUCUCUGCCCUGCCCCUCUGACCCCUGUUUUAAGUUAGUCCUGUUUAAUUUUGAAACUUUCACUAUGGGUUAAGCCCUAAUAUAUCUCCGUUGUUAUUUAAUGUGCAUAAAAUUUAAGCCAGAAGAUAAGUAUGGCAAAAGCCAUAAACAGUAAAUGUAUGCUGUGCAGAAUAUCUUAACAUGAAGCUUCAAAUUUAAGGGUGGCUAGAAAGCUGCUUUCUAUAAGGAAAGGAAUUUUUAAUAACUGUAACUGAGAAGGAUUGAAAUGCCAAGAAAUGGUUGGAACAGUCUUGUUGAAGAGCAAAUUUUCAAAUCAUUUCAUUAUUAAGUGGUGACUGACACUGAAAUUGGAUUAGAACUUACGAAAUCAUAAAUCUGAAUGUAUAAAACUAGAGCUUGUUCACAGAAAGUGCAGAAGGUGUAUAUAUUUUGUGAUUGUAAAUGUAUUUAUACCUUGUAAAGCUGUUUUACAUUAUUGUAUGCAUAAAAAGUCAUAUUGUAUGCAUAGGUGUAAAUCUUUUAUGUUAAACUGUAUAUCAUUUCUGGAAAAAAAAAAAAAAAAAAAGAAAAGAUUGCUGUGUUUUAGAAAUCAAUUUAAAUUUUAUGAAAUUUAUAAGGUGCUAAAAAGUUUUUUCACUGAAAAAUUAAAAAGAUAAGAAUGAGGAAAAUGUACUUUUGCAAAAGAGGUUUGAAAAUUUCUGAACUGGUGCUUUUAAAGUGAUGUAUGAUUUACAAAGUUAAUAAUAAUAAUAGCAUUACAUCAUAAAAAAUCAUUUUGGAAAUAAGGAAGCUGUGUACAAAGCAUUUUUUAAGUCUUUGAAAAAGUAGGAUUCCAACUAAAAACGGUAAAGAUAAUUCAGUAUUUUACUUUCAUUAUGAAAUAUAUUUUAGCAUUUUAUAUCAAAAGUGAUAACAAGUAUGCCAUGUUUUUGAGCCUUGUUAUUCAGUAUUGCAGUUAUUUUGUGUAUUUGUUUUAUUUUUAUAUUUACUCAUUGUUACUUAUUUGUUUUUAAGGGAUUUUCAGAUAUUUGCAUUAAAUGUGAAAAAAAUGUAUAAAUGCUUGUGUGUAGUUAUGAGCUAUUGAUUUUUUAUUAUCCUGGUAAAACUUAUACCUUAUUAAAUGAAAUAAUUAUAAAUGUGAUAGCUCAUUAGUAGAAUACUAACUGUUGUGAAUUAUCUCGCUUGUCUGACAGUAACAUCAGAAUGAGCCCACGAAAAUCAUCGUGGCAAGGAGUGCAAGAUUACACCUGUCAUUGGCAAGAGCCUUGAGCACCAUACAGGUGACAGUACGACUCAGCUCAGUUCUGCCUCCAGUUCUGAUGGGAAGCACGGGGGGGGGGCAGGUCCAAGGGUCUCCCACCUCUCUUUCCCUUCCACUCACCUCUCAAGAGGACUUUUGGCUUGCCACAUAUUUAGAGUGCUCCUAUGCCACACAGACAUUAUACAUUUACAAACAUCCAUGCCUUCUUCUGGAUUCAAACCUAGGCCUUUAAUUACGGCAUCAGCAUUGUUAACCAUAAUUCUGGUUGGGCGGUUGACAAAACCUUCUUUAAGAUUAUGGAAACUUACCAUAUGUAGACCGGCGGGAAUAAAUUCAUAGUUAUUCCAAACAAUAUGAUUAUUAAUUUUGAAUUGAAACAACAAAAAUCAGUGUUAUAUUUCAUUUUUGUUGUUUGAAUUCUAAAUUAGUACUUGUUCGGCAUGUUGAAAUAAAACUUAAAUUAUUUUAUUUGAUCAUUGUCUUGCAGUAAAGAAUAAUUUUGAAAUAUGUUCUUGCCAGUGAUAUAUUUUAAAAUUGCUUGACUUUUUCUAAAAUAAUAUCCAUGAAUGACUGAUUUAGUUCAAUUCUUUUUACUUUUGAAUUCCAGUUUUAAAGUUCCCCAUUCUUCCCUUCCCCAGAGCAAUAGCAUUAAAAAAAAUCAUCCCAGUUGUACAGCUUUAUUUCUGAAUAUUAUACCACAACAACUUAUACAACUAUCACUUCUAUAAUUAUAAAUGAUCUACAGUAAACAAGAACUGGUUUGUUUUUAACUAAAUGCAUUUUCAAUAUUUAUUUAGAGGAUGUUUAAUUACACACAAGACACAUAUUUGUUAUUACCAUGAAGUAACUGUUGUAGUGUUUCUAGAUGUUAAACUACUUAAAUAGAAAUCAUUAUGAUACUUAAGCUACUUCAUUUUUAUUUAUGAAAUUUUUUAUAUGUAUUUAUAUAUAUAUUUUUUUACCAUCUGAAAAAUCCAAAGUUGUCUUCAAUUAAUUAGUCUUAACUGUUACUAUUAAGUACUAUUAAAAAUAAUUUUUCUGUCUGCUGUAAUUCAUUUUAUUAUGUGCAAUAUAUGGAAGAUAAACUGCUUUUUAAUAAAAACAAAGUGUUUUGGAAUUACAAUGUAUCUGUAUAACUAGCUCAUAAUUUUAAUUGUUUUGUUGUCAAGAAAAGGUGCUCCUUAAUUUCUUUUUAAUUUUAUUAUAUAUUUUACUAUGAACUGAUUUUUAAUGUAAAUCUUGCUCAACCGUAAUAAAAUGUUAUAAUUGUUUCUUAUAAA